CAUAGCAACAUAUUGUGUGUUUCAUUGAUCCCCCGGUCUGCUGCAGGCUGCAGUUUGCAGUCAUUAAUGCUAUCUAGCUAUAUUAGCUAUAUUAGCUAUAUUAGCUAUAUUAUCUAGCUAUCUAGCUAUAUCAUAAACCAACUAGUGAAUGAAAUAAUUUUGUUGAUUGGUUGUUAAAUUAUUCUGCUGGAGUUAUUGAGGUGUUUUUCACACCAAAAAUUCAACGCAACUCACUAACAGUCAUCUUCAUCUGUUAAAAGCAAAAUAUUUUACUUAAUGUCUUCAAAGUGAUAAAUAUAUUAUAUGUUUCUUCACAGACUGACUUCAGUUGUAAAUUUUUAUUGGAAUAACCUUCCAAUGACUCUUAUAUUCGUUUGAGUUUGUUUAAUUUGGAGGAAAACCUUUCAUCUCUGAACAAUGGAUAACAAAGAACAGAGCAGAUUGUGUGAAGAAGAAAAAAUUAAAGGUAAUGAUGAAUACAAGGCAAAGAAUUUUAACAAAGCCCUGAAACAUUACGAGAUUGCUUUGGAGUAUGAUCCUAAUAAUAUAACAGUAAUUAAUAACAAGGCAGCAGUGUUUCUUGAUCAAGGAAAAUACCAGGAAUGUGUAGAACUCUGUACAAAUGCUUUGAAGCUGGACCCCAAAAAUAAAGUUGAAAGAAAAACUUUAGCAAAAACAUAUUACCGUUUGGCUAAAGCAUAUGAAAAACUGAACGAUUUAGAGAAUUCCCUGAAGUUUUAUGACUAUUCCAUUAUAGAAGACAGAAAUCCUGCAGUGAUAAAAAUUGCUCAGAAGAUGGAACUGGACCUAGAAGAACAACGUAAAAAUGCUUACAUCAAUUUUGAUAUUUCUGAAGAAGAAAAUCAAAAGGGAAACCAGUGUUUCAAAGAGAAAGAUUACAACAACGCUCUCAAUCAUUAUACUGAGGCAAUUAAGAGAAGUCCUAACGAUGUCAGACGACAUUACAACCGAGCUCUCUGCUACCUGAAGAUGCAAGAGUAUACACUAUCAUUGCAAGAUGCAGAAUCCUGUUCUAGGAUUGAUCCUACAUACAUUCAAGCCUAUCUUAUCAAGGGCAAGCUAUUUCAGAAGAUGAGGGCCUUUUCAAAAGCCCAUCUAGAAUAUGAAAAGGCCUUAGAUAUUGACAGUAACUGUGAGGAAGCUUUAAAAGGAUACAAGAUCAGUUCUGAAGAAGCUGGACUGGACACAACUGCACCAGAGGUUGUCCAAAGACGUAUACAGAGAAACCCUGAAUUGAGAGCGAUUCUAAGUGAACCAGAAAUAAGCAAAAUACUUUAUGACAUGCAAAAUAAUCCAAACUCUAUGGCAAUGUAUAUGAAAGAUCCAGAAAUCCGCAAAAAGAUUAACAAACUGAUUGCAUGUGGUUUACUCACUAUUGAUCCAGUAAUGGGGAAGGAAAGAUAAAGUAACAAUUUUUUGAGGUCCUGGAAAUUCACUUGCCUUUUUUCUCUUUCUUAUCCCUGCUUUGACCCUUCUUCUCUCACCUUUUUUAUUGUAAGGAUUCACUGAUUUUGUAUGAAAUUUUCAGUUCAUAUUCAUAAAAUGUUUGAUUAUAUUUUUAGAAAAUAAUGUGAAAAAGAUUGUUUAGCAAACAUGCUCUUGUCCAUAAUAGAGUUAUCCAUGUAUAUUUUGGUGAGUUUAACACAGUAUUUGUCACCAAAAUACCAAAAAUUCAGAAGACAGAAGCUGGAGAAGAAGAAUCAGUGAAAAUCAUGUCUCACAACUGGAUUAUGGAAUGCUAAUAUCCACACAAUGCCAAACUAAAAGGAUUAUUUUACAAUACCAGAUUGAUACACGUAUCACAUGCAUAUUCUACUGGAUUAAAAUAUAUCUCAGAACUCCACAUUAAAGGAAAUUCUUCCUAAGAUGGGAUUGUCGAGGACUUCACAAUAUUAUUUCAAGCAGUACCUUACAACAUUGGAUGGAGUUGUAGCACUUUAUAGUGAAUCAACAGAUUCUAUAUAACAAUUGAUCAAGGAGUACUUCAUUGUACAACAUUGCAUCAGCACUGACUAAAUACAUUCCACACAAGUGGCAUAUUAUGAAAGGUAUCCUAUUCAUGGCCUCAAAACCUUUUCCGAGACAGAUGUACAAAUGGUCACAUUAUACAUGUCCUUCAUUUUAAAGAUUGUGUAAUUAGAGGUGGGAACAUAUAUGGCAAAUUCAGAGGUGAAGAGGCCAUUGUAGUUGCUGUAGAAGAGGCUGUGAGAGCCUAUUCGUUGGACAGUUGUGAUGAAAACUUUCUGCAGCUUUAACAAAAAGUAUAUUACUCUACCUUUGGUAUUUGAGUACUAUUUUUUCCACCUUGUUUUGUGCUUGUGUGUGUGUGUAAUCAAAAUUUAAGGUGCAAUAUAUGGAUUUAUCUAAUCCAGUGGUAAUCACAAAAAAGCUUCUCCAGUGGACCAGGUUAUAAACCACAGAGUAAACCAAUACAGAGGAGUGUAAUGGAGAUCAUAAUCUUAUGGAUAUCAACUGGUGAAAUAAAUAUAUUCAUCUCAUGCCUCCUGACUUUCUAGAACUUUCCUCUCUUCUAGGAUGUGACUGUAUGGUAACAAGCUUGAUUCCCAAUCACAUGGUUCCUAAUUCAGUCCCACUUCAUGAAACUUUGGGUAAUUGUCUUGAGCUGACUAAAGCCUUGUGAGUGGAUUUGGUAGACAGACACCACUGAAAGAAGCAUGUUGUAUAUACAUACAUAUGUAUGUGUGUGUGUUUGUCCCCCACCACUACUUGACAACCAGUGCUGGUGUGUUUCCUGUAACUUAGCAAAUUGGCAAAAGUGACAAAUAAAAGUAUCAAGCUUAAAGAAGAGAAUAAGUUCUGGGGUCAGUUCAUUCGACUAAACAUUCUUUAAGGUGGUGCCCCAGCUUGGCCACAGUCUAAUGACUGAAACAAGUAAAAAGAUGAAAGAUAAAACACACAGUGUCUUGGAUAAACCCAUUGUUGAAAGUGUUAUUCAUUGAUGUUGUUGAAUAGAAUUAUUGAAAAUAAGCAUUUUCACCUGUCUCCAGAUUUUAUGUUCACCUUGGAUAUGUAAACAACUGUGUACCUUUGAGUUUGUGUCCCAUCACUGCUUGACAACCAAAGUUGGUUUGUUUACCUCUCUGUAAUCUAGUAGUUUGGCAAAACGAAACCACUUGAAUAAGUAUCAGGCUUAAAAGUAAGUAUUCCUGGGGUUGAUUUGUUGAGCUAAACCUUUCAAAGCAGUGCCCCAGCAUGGCCAUAGACGAAUGACUGAAAUAAUGAAUUUCAAUUUAAACCCCUCCUCCCACCACUGACCUCUUUGAUUUCCUUUCUGGAAAUAUUUAAUUUUAAUGAGUUUUAAUUUAUUCCAGUUAGUAGUUGACAGAUAUAUAAUACUGAUGCAUGUAUAAUAUUGAUGUAUAUAUAAUACUGAAGUCUGUAUAAUGCUGGUUUCAAAUUUAGGCACAAGGCGAACAGUUUCAGCGAAGGGAUUGAAACAAGUAAAAGAUUAAAGG
Messenger RNA from Octopus bimaculoides (California two-spot octopus), 3497 nucleotides. Its product is annotated as stress-induced-phosphoprotein 1 pseudogene. Lineage: Eukaryota; Metazoa; Mollusca; Cephalopoda; Octopoda; Octopodidae. The record is from RefSeq and is a predicted model, not a curated record.